This is a messenger RNA of Aspergillus terreus NIH2624, 1734 nucleotides long. RefSeq names its product RNA-processing protein NOP58 (gene nop58). Gene Ontology annotation, cellular component: box C/D methylation guide snoRNP complex; small-subunit processome. The transcript is spliced from 3 exons. Lineage: Eukaryota; Fungi; Ascomycota; Eurotiomycetes; Eurotiales; Aspergillaceae. The record is from RefSeq and is a predicted model, not a curated record. Bases 1 to 1734 code for a protein of 577 amino acids. Gene Ontology annotation, molecular function: snoRNA binding.
AUGACUCUCUUCAUCCUCACCGAGACCAGCGCGGGUUAUGCCCUGCUGAAGGCCAAGGACAAGAAGCUGUUGAAGAGGGAUGAUUUGUCCACGGAGACUGCCACUCCUGAGGGCGUGUCGAAUCUGUUGAAGCUGAAGAGCUUCCAGAAAUUCGACAGUGCCGCUACAGCUCUGGAGGAAGUCGCCUCGCUCGUGGAAGGAAAAGUCACCCCUCGUCUUGCCGGACUUCUCGACGAGAUCAAAGAUGAAAAGAAGGUCUCGCUGGCCGUGGCCGACCCCAAGCUCGGUAACGCCAUUGGCAAGCUUCCCGGUCUUGAUAUCCAGCUCGUUGCGGACUCGACCACCACCGACAUCUACCGUGCCAUCCGUGAACACCUGCCCACCCUGAUCCCCGGCCUUCUCCCCCAGGAUAUGUCCACCAUGUCUCUGGGUCUGUCUCACUCACUCGCCCGUCACAAGCUCAAGUUCUCGCCGGAUAAAAUCGACACGAUGAUUGUGCAGGCCAUCGCCCUGCUGGAUGAUCUGGACAAGGAGUUGAACAACUACGCCAUGCGUGUGAAGGAAUGGUACGGCUGGCAUUUCCCCGAACUGGCCAAGAUCCUCAACGACAACAUUGCCUACGCCAAGCUCGUGCUGAAGAUGGGCAUGCGCUCCAACUUCGAGUCCGCCGACCUUGCCGAGAUCCUCCCCGAGGAGAUUGAGGGUGCCGUCAAGGCCGCCGCGGACCGCUCGAUGGGUACGGAGAUCAGCCAGGAGGAUCUGGAGAACAUCCAGGCUCUGGCCGAGCAGGUCGUCGGCUUCUCCGAGUACCGUCAGCAGCUGGCCAGCUACCUGACCGCUCGGAUGAAUGCCAUUGCCCCCAACUUGACCGCCCUUGUCGGCGAACUGGUCGGUGCGCGUCUCAUCGCCCACGCCGGUAGCCUGACCAAUCUCUCCAAGAGCCCGGCCUCGACGCUCCAGAUUCUGGGAGCCGAGAAGGCGCUCUUCCGUGCACUGAAGACCAAGCACGACACCCCCAAGUACGGUCUCAUCUACCACGCCUCGCUGAUCGGCCAGGCCACCGGUAAGAACAAGGGCAAGAUGGCCCGUGUUCUCGCCGCCAAGGCAUCCCUCGGUCUCCGUGUGGAUGCCCUCGCCGAGUGGGACGACGACGUGACGGAGGAGGACAAGGCCGCCCUCGGUACGGAAGCCCGCUUCAACCUGGAGCGGAAACUGGCCGCCAUGGAAGGCAAGCCCCUCAAGCCCCGCGGCGUGGCGAUCGCCCCCAACGGCACGCCCGCGCAGCCCAAGAAGUUCGACAUCAACGAGGCUCGGAAAUACAAUGCGGAUGCUGAUGCGAUGGUCGACGACGAGCCCAAGUCCGCCAAGAAGCAGAAGAAGCUGGUGGAGGAGGUGCAGGAUGAGGAGAUGGCCGACGCCAACGGCGCGUCCGACUCCGACUCGUCGGAAGAGGAGUCCAGCAAGAAAUCCAAGAAGGGCAAGUCUGAUCUGGAGAAGAUGGCCGAGAAGGCCGGCCUGAGCGUCAAGCGGUACCAGCGCAAGCUGGAGCGCGGCGAGAUCGAGUUCGACGCGGAGGGCAACCCGACGGCGGUCAGCAAGAAGGACUUGAAGAAGGCCAAGAAGGAAGCCAAGAAGGCGUCCAAGGGCGAUGACAAGAAGCGCAAGCGGUCCGACGAGGGCGAGGGAGUGGACAACGCGGAGAAAAAGAAGAAGAAGAAGAAGAAGGACGAGUAA